UCGAUAUUUCACCAUAAUUUUCGCAUCGUAUUGCGAAGUAAAAAGUGUUGAGAAAAAUAGUUUUUCUUUAUCGAUUAUAAAGUAAAGUAAAUUAAUUAAAACGGCUUCUUUACGAGUGAAAAAAGUAACAAAACCAAUGCAUUUAGCGGCGCAUGCCGUUUUUACUGCGAGUGUAAGGUUAAAUUCAACGGAAUCAGAGGAUCAUUUUAAAGGAUAUAUCUCUAUAUCUCAACCUGCGCCUCCCGAUAUUCUCAAUACGCGAUGUCGUUACCAAGAGAAUUUAUAUUUAAAAAGGAAUUGGCAAGACUUGAAGACCAGGUUCUCGGCUCUUCCGCACCACCGACAUCUACCGCACCGUUAUCAUGCUCCAUCGAUUUGCCUGCUACCGACACUAUUGUCGAGGCCAGCCUGUCACCGGACAACGCAGGCUCGUUACUGUCAAUACAGUCAGCACCACCAGAACAAAGGACGAUGCCUCCGGAGCAGAGAGAGCGUCCAGCGAGCCUCCUGCUUGAGUUACCACUAGCCACGCAAGUUGGUGCGUAUCUGUCAGCAAUGUCGCCGACGGAGCAGGAAGAGGACUCCCUGCUUACAUUGUCGUCGGUGACCGCGCGGCCGCUGCUCGCCGCCUCCAGGAACCUGCGUCCGAGACCUGACUCUACUGAUAUACCAUGUCCUCCGGAUGGUGGGUACGGUUGGGUGGUCGUGUUUGGUGCAUUCAUGGUUCAAUUUUGGGUGGCUGGUCUAUUCAAGUCAUACGGAGUACUAUAUGUUGAGAUUAUGGAGACAUUUCCUGAUUCAUCGGAGUCCGUCGCCUCGUGGAUACCAGCUGCGCUGUCUACAUUGUGUCUAGCACUAGCUCCACUAUCUUCAGCAUUAUGUGAGAAGUAUUCUUGUCGCUUGGUGGUGUUCAUUGGUGGACUGUUUUGUGCUACCGGACUCGCGAUGUCCUUCUUCAGUACUGGCUUGUUGCAUUUGUUGCUUAGCUUUGGUGUCAUGACCGGUAUUGGCGGAGGAUUAUCAACAACUCCUGGUAUUGUGAUUGUGUCACAAUACUUUGAUAAACAUAGAGCGUUGGCGAACGGUAUUUGUGUGAGUGGGACGGCUGCUGGGAGUUUUGUAUUUCCAAUGCUGAUAGAGAAGUUGGUUGAUACAUAUGGACUACAUGGGACUGUGCUUUUACUUGGCGGUGGCAUGCUGCAUGUGUGCGUGUCAGCAACAUUGUACCGCGCCCCGCCCGUGCCUCGCCCCCCCACCCCCGUCACUACCACCACCACGGAGAAUACAACACUAUUACAUGAUAUACAGGAAGGUAAAGGUGAUCUGAAUAAAGACAACAAGUUAGUGAACCUCUUCCAGACGGAUCCAGAAAUGGCAUUGAAUCAGAAGAACGCAAUGCUGAGUGAUGAUAAAAGAACUAAUCUGCUCACAGAAAUUAUACAUCCUAGUCUUAUUGAGGUUGCACGACCUCCUUUACCAUCUCAGCUAUCAGACUCAGAAGAUUCUGAAGGUUUGGAUGUAUUGGGUGUAGUUGGUCUACCGCGAGAAGUAGCACGUCUUCGUCUCCGACCUACUAGGUCAUCAUCCAUCCUGCAUUCAGUUGAAGACCUGUCUACUGACAGCACUUGUGUCUACAAAGCUAGUCGGAGAAAGCUUAGUAGAUCAUUGUACAUUCGGCCGCCAUUACCAAGUCGUUUGAUCCAGAACAAAAUGGUUGAGCCGGUGAUUGAUACGAAGAAAGAAGAAGUAAGGAAAGAAGAGAAUACGGAAGUAGAAGUAGAGAAGAAACACGGAUGUGUUGAUAAGAUUUCAAGAUAUCUGGAUGUAUCACUUCUGAAGUCGUGGCGUUUUGGGUUACUAUGUGCAUCUGUGGCAUUGAUGUCUUGUGGUUCUCCGUACGCUCUUUAUUAUCUACCUGCGUAUACUGUUGCCGCUGGUCACAGCAAAUCAGCUGCUGGUCGUCUAGUAGCAAUAAGUGCUGUACUAGAUCUGUGCGGACGUCUAGGUUUGGGUUGGUUGUGUGACUUACAUCUGUUCUGCAGACGAAAGGCGUACAUUGUCAGUAUUCUAGUUGCGGGAGCUGCAGUAUUAACUCUGCCAAGUUUGACAUCUUGGUGGGCGCUCGCGAUAGCUUCAGGUGCAUACGGUCUUUGUCUGGGAUGUUGGUUCCUGCUUGUCCCAGUUCUGUUAGCUGAUGCAUUCGGAACAGCUCGUAUCGCCUCAUCUUACGGCCUAGUUAGGAUGUUUCAGAGUUUAGCAGCUGUUUCUGUACCACCUACUGCUGGAAUGGUAAGAGAUAUAACUGGUGGUUAUUCUUGGUGUUUCUAUGGUAUGGGGUCUUGUAUGGUACUGGGUUCGAUUCCUGUCAUAGCAUUUCAUAUCACUACCAAAAAUGAAGAUAAUGAGUCUACUGUAGAUUGAUUUAUGUUUUUAA
Messenger RNA from Papilio machaon (common yellow swallowtail), 2434 nucleotides. It is a transcript of the gene Sln, whose product is annotated as monocarboxylate transporter 2-like. Gene Ontology annotation, molecular function: monocarboxylic acid transmembrane transporter activity. The transcript is spliced from 18 exons. Lineage: Eukaryota; Metazoa; Arthropoda; Insecta; Lepidoptera; Papilionidae. The record is from RefSeq and is a predicted model, not a curated record. Bases 262 to 2421 code for a protein of 719 amino acids. Gene Ontology annotation, biological process: transmembrane transport; monocarboxylic acid transport.